AUGGCUAAUGCUGCGCGAGGUCCGACGGUCGGCCGACCGUCGCAAUUUGCCAACGAGGAGCAGCGGGCCGUUCACUCCUGGUCCAGAAUCGCGUCGGCCGGCCACGCCGUCCUCCUGGAGGCGGUGAAGAUCCUCAGCCCCACGUCUCGGGAUCUCUCCAGCACCGAAGAGCUGGUCACCUUCCUGCAGGAGCUGAGCGAGGAGGGCCACAAGCCCACCGUGCUACGUAGCAAGGACGUGUACGGCUACCGCUCGUCCACCACCCAGCCCCUGACCCAGGACAGGCUCAAGCCGCCCGCCCGGAAUGUCAAGCCCGUAGCCAAGAAACGGCGAAGGGUUCGCGUGAAGAAACGAGAGGUGCACCCUUCCUGGAACGUCUUGCGAAGGGGCAACCCCAGGAUCCAGGGGGUUCCGCCUCCCGAGCUACUGAUGGACCAGCGCGCUAUCCUCUACAACAAGACGCCCGUUUGGACUUCGGAGAUCUCCCAGGCGCCCCCGGUACAGUCGUGCCUCAGACUGACUAAUAUCAAAGGUCUGUCCGGUUGCCACACGGCCAGACUCCAGAUCCAAACCACGUGGGACGUGCCCCAUAAGACGCUCCCGGCUAUCGUUUUACAAAGGCCUCCCCCACAAGCACUUUCAGGAAUACCGUUGCAGCCUUCCCAGAACGGCGCCGUGGCCUUGUUCAGCCAGAAGAACCUGUCGUGCCCCGUCCGACUGGACGGCGCCCUCAUCGGCGACUCGGCCCCGGUGUUCCACACCAACGGCCGGGCUUUCCCGCAGACUCACACGGAGCUCACCAGCAACGGCUGGGGGGGCGACGGCCUCCGCCGGAACGGACUGAGCCCGAAAGAACUGACGCUCCCCACGCGGCAGAGAAACCGCUGGCGAGACAAGAGGCGCUUACGCUCCAAGGUGGUCAAAGUGGACGACUCCCGCUCGGUGGACGAGGCCCGAUGGAAAGCGCAGAAAGUCCUGCAGGUCAACCUGUCCCCCGUGAUCCAGAUCCGCCCGCUCAACCACGUGCUGAGUGACUUCCGAUACCAGAACUGA
Messenger RNA from Nerophis lumbriciformis (worm pipefish), 1053 nucleotides. The record is from RefSeq and is a predicted model, not a curated record. NCBI's taxonomy places the organism in Eukaryota, Metazoa, Chordata, Actinopteri, Syngnathiformes, Syngnathidae.